This is a messenger RNA of Babesia sp. Xinjiang, 1422 nucleotides long. Its product is annotated as Rhomboid-like protease 4. The transcript is spliced from 5 exons. Gene Ontology annotation, cellular component: membrane. The record is from RefSeq and is a predicted model, not a curated record. Gene Ontology annotation, biological process: proteolysis. NCBI's taxonomy places the organism in Eukaryota, Apicomplexa, Aconoidasida, Piroplasmida, Babesiidae. The coding region runs from base 1 to 1422 and encodes 473 amino acids. Gene Ontology annotation, molecular function: serine-type endopeptidase activity.
AUGGAAGAAAGAGUAGGUUCGACGGACGUAAAAGACAGAAAUUCAUCCUCCACUCCGGAUGAACCACCCACGUCACCUCUAGCCAGGUUCUUCAGAACUGUAAUUACACGUACAGAAUCUCUUAUUAACGCCCUAAAAUGCAGCAUAAGAAAGGAUCCGACUCAUCAGGACGUUUUCAGCAAACUAACGGUACUCCGAAGUGCUUUGGUUGUCUACAUCGUUGCCUUCAUCUUCAGUCUAAUCGUGACAAGGACAACAUUCAGUGGUCAUUGUGUGGGGAAUGUCGAUUACAGUUCCAGCCUAUUAGGAUCACCUAUAUAUUCACCUCUCGGAUACAGUGCUUGUGAAAGCAACACCAACGUCAUUAGGGGUAGCGUAAGUCACUGCCAUUGCGGAAAUGACGAAAGGCACCCGUUUCUGCUCCUGACGGAAGGCGGCUCUCGUCAACAGCGAAAAUUUGACUCCAAUUCGCGUGCUUUGAAUAUAUUGGGAGCUGUAGACACAAACUACAUUCGAAUUUAUGGAGAAUGGUUCAGGAUAGUUACAGCCAUAACAUUACACGCAGGUUGGAUGCAUCUGCUCAAUAAUGUCUUGCUACACUGCAUCGUAUUCUACGUCAUCGAACCAGACUGGGGUCUCUGUAGAACACUGGUUGGAUAUUUUGUCACCGGAUGUGGCGGAUACCUAGUCGGCGCGGUUUUCAUCCCCUGUCUCCGGCAGGUGGGAUCUUCAGGAGUUCAUUUCGGUUUCUUAGGAGCUAUGAUACCAUAUUGCGUGGAGCAUUGGCAUAAAAUGGGAUCACCCACAGUAAUUCUGAUAAUGAGUAUGGUGGUUCCUAUGGUGGACCUAGCGGUGAAGGAAAAAAACAUUGGUCUUCACAUACAUCUGGGUAGUUAUCUGUUUGGUAUACUCUACGGCUUCGCAACAAUAAAAUCGGUAACUUUGUUUGACGGAGGUGCCCUCCAUCAGCGUUUAGUGUUGCAGUUGUUUUCACGCUGGCUGAGUGAGACAAGCACAACAAAAUGGAAACGGAAUGUAGUAAAAUCUAGUCAGAUUGAAGAGAUGGAUAAACUUCAAUACGAACAAUUGGCAGCCGCUAAAGCAAACCAUUGGUCAUUUGUCAAGCGUUUAUUUGGCAUAUACCCUUUGGGCCCUUAUCGCAUGAGACUUCGUGACAUUGUAACGAGGGCGAUGAGUGCUAUUCUUUUGGUCAUUUUAUUGGUGCUCAUGAUAAUGUUAAUGUACUAUGAGCCCCUAUAUAUACGUUUGAAUUCGGAGGUUACAAGUGCCUUUAGCAGCACCUGCAAGUGCUGCUACAUCAAGAAAAACCCAGAAAACAUUAUACUAAAACUGCAGGUGAUGUACUUGGAGGGCAAGUACUUUUGCUUUAGAAGUAAAGACUACGCCGAUAAGUAUUGCUAA